Molecule: messenger RNA, 5258 nt
Organism: Paralichthys olivaceus (Japanese flounder)
Lineage: Eukaryota; Metazoa; Chordata; Actinopteri; Pleuronectiformes; Paralichthyidae
Source: RefSeq, a predicted model, not a curated record
UCCCGUAGAGCUCAGAGGCCGUUGUCCAAUGGCUGAGCGACUUUCAGCUGCAGGUCUACGCUCCAAACUUCGUGGGCGCUGGGUAUGACCUGCCCACCAUUAGCCGAAUGACCCCAGAGGAUCUGACUGCGAUUGGAAUAACUAAACCAGGUCACAGGAAGAAAAUGACCUCAGAGAUCAACAAGCUGAGCGUCACAGAGUGGCUGCCUGAUCAGAAACCUGCCAAUCUAGGAGAGUGGCUGUCUGCCAUUGGUCUAAACCAGUACCACCAGGUGUUAGUGCAGAACGGCUACGAGAACAUCGACUUCAUCACUGACAUCACUUGGGAGGACCUGCAGGAAAUAGGCGUCACAAAACUGGGCCACCAGAAGAAGCUGAUGCUGGCGGUGAAGCGACUGGCUGAGAUGCAGCGCGGAUCAGAUGGUCGGGGCUCCCUCCGAAAGAAGCCCCCACCAAUCGCACAGCAGCAGGAAGUCGCGUCCAUGGACAGCCCGCCUCCAGAGGAGCUCAUGUCUCCAAAGAUGAGCACCUUCCAGGACAGCGAGUUGAGCACCGAGCUACAGAGUGCGAUGACGCAGCCAUGUCAGGAGGUCAAAGCUCAACGCACACGCAGCGUCAGUAAAGACCAUGAUGAGGUGACGGCAGGAGGUGGGGGAGGAGGCACUGGCCCGCCUAAGAAGGAGGCACGGACUAUGAGGCAGCAGAGUAGCCAGGGAAGCACCUCCUCCCACAGGGGCAGCGCCUCCUCUCAAGGCAAACACCGUCACUCCCACUCCCACUCCCAGCCUGCCCCUCCCUACACGCCGCCUCACACUCCCACCAAGUCUAGAACCUCAUCUUCCUCCUCCACUUCCUCCGUCCAGAGCACAGCUUCCUCGCAGUCCAAAACCAAACCUCAGUUCAUCCAUGGCGAGAGACCUCAGUCGCCGCGCUCACACCCCCCUCAAUCUCCGACCCACCGUGGCGCUCCGGGUCCUCAGCCUCAGCAGCAGCAGCAGCAGCAGCAGCAGCCGCCUCCGGUCCAGCCACCGCAACAGGCAAACCCUCAACAUCACCCGCAGGCGCAGGGGACGGAGGUCCGGGAGAGUCCGCAACCACAGGUCCCUCUCCUCUGCCUCCCGCCAGAGGCCGAACUGGCCGAGGAAGAAGGAGCAGAACCCUCGGCGCUCCAGAAGAAACGUGCACACAGUCUCAACCGAUACGCCGUGUCGGACGGCGAGUGUGAUGACCGGGCAGGACGCGGAGGCGGAGGAGGUGAAGGAGAAGCGGAUGCGGCUGUGAGUCAGAGCUCGAUGGUCGUCAGAGGGGAAGGAGGUAAAUACGCCACAGUGACCCACCGCGUCAGUCGCAGCCACUCUGUCCGAAACCAGGACAAGAACGCCAACCGCAACCAGACGCUGUCCUUCGCUCUGCGUCAGAAGAAGAAAGGCCCACCCCCACCCCCGCCCAAACGCUCCAGCUCAGCCAUCUCCAGCUCCAACUCCAACCUGUCGGACGCCAACGCACAGCAGCCCGCACUCACCACGACAGGCGGGAUGCUGGAUGUGCCUUACCACCAACAGCGGCGAGCCAGCGAUCUCGGAGUGUCCGUGGAAGCCGGUGCUGUGGAGACGAACAGCAUGGGUAGUGUGAGGAGCAUCGCCGCCAUGUUGGAAAUGUCUUCUAUAGGGGGAGGAGCCAAAGGCAUGGCGCUGCAGAAGAACUUCCUGCAGGUGGGAAAAACGCCACGCGACACCAUCGGUCUGGACGGCGAAGUGGUGAACCGACGGCGAACCAUCAGCGGCCCCGUCACUGAGCUGGUGGCAGCCGCCAGGCGCAACCAGCCGACUCCCUCCGCUCUUCCAUGUCCCUCCGUACAACCUGAACCUGAAUCCUCCCCUCCCGCUGUAAAUUCGUCCUCGCCACACCCUCCGUCCUCCCCCCAUCCGAGUUCUGGAGGCAGCGGCAGUUCAUCGGAGAAUCUGCCUUUUGCAGAGGAGGGAAGCUUAACGAUCCGCCGCCAGGGCCGAGGAGAAGGAGAAGGACAGUGUGUAUUUUGUGUUUGUCUGCAGGGCGACGGCGAGGGAGGUCCCCAGGGAGAUGGUGGCUACACCCAGGAGGACAUCGCCGGCAUCGAGGCCACGUCGACCUUGAAGCGACGGCCGCGCGGCUCCAAGCCCCACCCCAACGGCUCCGACUUCACCCUCCAGGAGUCGUCCACCGUCAAGCGAAGACCCAAGAGCCGCGACAAGGAGCCCGAGGGCUACGCAGAGCUGGCCGCCGCUAACGGAGAGCCCGUGGAAACCGGGUUGCCAAACACCACGCAGCCAGUACCUUACCAGAACGGCACUGCCACCAUGAAACGCCGCACGGUGCCCGGUGGCCCAGAUGCUGGAGUGACAGAGCAACCCCAACCCCAUCAUCAACCCCAACCCAACCAUCAACCUCAACCACAUCAUCAACCUCAUCAUCAACCCCAACAACAACCCCAACAACAACCCCAACCCCAACCUCAACCGCCAGUGACCGCUGCUCCUCGCAGGGACAGCGUGGAUGUAGGAGCCCCAGUGGUCAAUGAAGGAGCUCCGCAGAGGAAACCGAAGCCGCCAGUCUCCCCGAAGCCGGUAGUGGGGCAGAUAAAGAGAGGACCACAGACGCCCCCACAGCCUGCCAACAAGAGGGUCCCGCUGCCGGGCCCUGGCACACCCGGAAGUCCAGUGGAAGGAAAGAAGAUUCCUCCACCUGUGUCGCCGAAACCGGUGCCCCCGCCCACGGCGCCCAAACCGUCCAAGCUCAUCCACUCCAUGACCAGCCCCCCCUCCCCGACCCCAGCCCCAGCCCCAGUCAAGCAGCACUCUGUGGUGGCCCGGCAGACCAGCUCGCCCCCGUCUUUCCCUCCCUCCAACACCCCCAGCCCUCCCAAUGCCAAACCGACGAGCCCGUCUUCCCAGAGCCCCCACACGCCGCAGACCCCCACCACGCCACUGACUCCCCAGACUCCCGCCACUCCCAGCCCCACCCCGCCGCCCGUCAAGCCCCCUCGGUCCUCCAUCGGGGGUGUGUCUGUGGACAGCGGGAUGGUCGGCGGUGGGGUGACGGCGCCGGCUGCUGCGACAUCACCGGACUUCUGUGUGGAUUCUCUGGUGCAUCAGAAGCUGGAGGAGACCAGUGCGUCGCUGGCCGCGGCUCUGCGGGCGGUGGAGGAUAAGAUACUGCGGCAGGAGGACUCUGUGGCUGAGCAGAAGACCACAGUCAGUAUCCUGGACGACAUCGGCAGCAUGUUCGAUGACCUGGCCGACCAGCUGGACGCCAUGUUGGAGUAACCAUAGAAACCGGUCAGCAUGUCUCCAUGGCAACGCUGCAGCAGGACCAACUCAUGAUGGCACAAUGGGCGAGAUGCCUCUCUUCCUCUCUCUCUGUCUCUCUCUCUCUCUCUCCUUCUAUUCAUCUACUCUUCCAGUCGUCCAUCCAUUGCUGCUCUGGAAUAACCUCGUUCAUCCUCCUCUUCCUCUCGUCUCCUGUUGCUGAUGAAGAAAAUGACGACGGAGCGACGCAACAGGCCUGGACGUGACGUUGGCGGUGAGAGAGGGCGUGCAAGAAUGAGGGAUGGACAGAGAGAGAGUGACACUAAAAGAGAGGGGUUUGAAAAGAAAAAGGACCAAAAACGACUUAUGGGAAAGAGAAAAUAAAAAAAAAAUGGCGAUGAAGAAGUGAAAGAAAAUGGAGGAGACUGCGUUUAUGAACUCAGCGUGGACUCGAACAAAUAAACUAAACUAAUACUGAUUGAAAAACCAACUGUGUGAUGAAUCAUAGUGUGGUAUGUGUACAUUCUAAGCAUGGAGAGUUUAUAUCUAUUGACAAAGUCCUGCAUUAGCACACUAAUAUAUAAUAUACCGAUAAAUAUGAAUCUCUAGCUCUUUGGUUUGGUGUCUUGGUUCUGUGUGGAAUGGUGACCUCUGGUGUUGUGACGACGUAAAUGACUUGGUGGAAAAUUUUUUUAUCUGUGACCAAAACGGGACUAUUCAGCUCCUCAAGUGUGUGUGUGUGUGAGUGUGUGAGUGUGUGUGUGUGCGCGUGCAUGUGUGUGUGUGUGUGUGUGUGUCUGAUAAGGCCCGUUUAAAAGGUGUUUGUGGAUCGUCAGAAUUUCCUGAUCAAAUCCAGAUUCCUGUCCUGGCUGCAUCCAUCCUCAUCGUCACCUUCAACACACUCACUCACACACACACACACAGAAGAAGCACAAUGACCCAUGCAGCCAGCUCGCACACACACAGACACACACAGACACACACACAGGAGCCCGCACAAUAUAAACUAAUAUAACGAGAGAAGGGGAGGGAGAGAGGCGAACGCAGGAUGUCCUGGAAAGCAGAUGUUACGUGUUGUGGAUAAAGUUGGCACCACUGAAAGUUUGGGGAAAUGGUUUCAGGAUGCAGUUGAAAGAGUUUUAGUAAAACGAGGUUGAGGCGGUGGAGUGGCUGAGUCUCGGGGUUAAAGGUCAGAUCAGGCUCGGUUGGUCCAAACCCCCCCCCCCCCCGCACAAUACAAACACAAGCACCAGAGUCAGAGAGACGAGCCCAGAUUCACCCGACUCAUGAUACCAGUUAUUCCACUGGAAAACAAAACAAAGAGCAUAGCAACAAACUUCAGGUCCUCACAUCCGACAUUUCAAUUAUUUUUCUAAAAUCGUAUCAUUCAAGAAUUAGAGAUUCUAACGAGAUCACACAGUUAAAAAAAUCCUCAUAAUUUCCAGAGUGUACAGUCAUUUUCCAAAACCCUCAGAAGCUGGGACGCACUGAUUCGAUUCAAUAUGGUUUGUUAAAAAAUAUUUCAAAAGCAGUUUGUGUUCAAUCAUCCUGUGAAGAAGUCGAAUUAUCUAAUUAUUUAAAAAUCCAUGAUCUCAUGUGAUUCGAUUCUUGAGGAUAUGUCUUAAAGGAAUCAUUCACAAAAAGUAUCGGCUCCUGUACAGAACCCUGUGGAACUCCAUGACUAACGUGUGUGUGCACGGAGGAGUCGUUGUUAACUUUGGAAUCUAUCAGUGCGACUUGAACUGCUGCUGCUCCUUCACGUGCGCUGGACUGGGUCUGUCCUAGAACCAGCUGUUAACAUCUGUAUCAGGCUGAUCUCAGUGCGUCCCUUCUCUAAGAUCCUGCAUCGAAACGUUCCCAGAUCCACGAGUUUAAUUUCUCCAGAAUAUAAAGAAAGAAAAAAAAAACACAAUUCACCCUUCAUCCCACUCUCUCUCUCUCUCGACCGCCCACCCCCUGCUGCCAUGACAAUCU